Messenger RNA from Leishmania major strain Friedlin, 1935 nucleotides. RefSeq names its product GP63, leishmanolysin (gene GP63-3). Gene Ontology annotation, molecular function: metalloendopeptidase activity. NCBI's taxonomy places the organism in Eukaryota, Euglenozoa, Kinetoplastea, Trypanosomatida, Trypanosomatidae. The coding region runs from base 1 to 1935 and encodes 644 amino acids. The transcript has a single exon. Gene Ontology annotation, biological process: cell adhesion; proteolysis. The record is from RefSeq and is a predicted model, not a curated record. Gene Ontology annotation, cellular component: cytoplasm; membrane.
AUGUCCGUGGACAGCAGCAGCACGCACCGGCGCCGCUGCGUCGCCGCGCGCCUGGUGCGCCUCGCGGCUGCCGGCGCCGCAGUCACCGUUGCUGUCGGCACCGCGGCCGCGUGGGCACACGCCGGUGCGCUGCAGCACCGCUGCGUCCACGACGCGAUGCAGGCACGCGUGCGGCAGUCGGUGGCGGACCACCACAAGGCCCCCGGCGCGGUGUCCGCGGUGGGUCUGCCGUACGUUACUCUCGACGCCGCGCACACCGCGGCCGCCGCCGAUCCCAGGCCGGGCAGCGCGCGCAGCGUCGUGCGCGACGUGAACUGGGGCGCGCUGCGCAUCGCCGUCUCCACCGAGGACCUCACCGACCCCGCCUACCACUGCGCUCGCGUCGGGCAGCGUGUCAACAACCACGCCGGCGCCAUCGUCACCUGCACCGCCGAGGACAUCCUCACCAACGAGAAGCGCAACAUCCUGGUCAAGUACCUCAUCCCGCAGGCGGUGCAGCUGCACAAGGAGCGGCUGAAGGUGCAGCAGGUGCAGGGCAAGUGGAAGGUGACGGACAUGGUCGGCGAGAUCUGUGGCGACUUCAAGGUGCCGCAGGCGCACAUCACCGAGGGCUUCAGCAACACCGACUUCGUGAUGUACGUCGCCUCCGUGCCGAGUGAGGAGGGUGUGCUGGCGUGGGCCACGACCUGCCAGACGUUCUCUGACGGCCAUCCAGCCGUGGGCGUCAUCAACAUCCCCGCGGCGAACAUUGCGUCGCGGUACGACCAGCUCGUCACGCGUGUCGUCACGCACGAGAUGGCGCACGCGCUCGGCUUCAGCGGCCCAUUCUUCGAGGACGCCCGCAUCGUGGCGAACGUUUCGAACGUUCGAGGCAAGAACUUCGAUGUUCCCGUGAUCAACAGCAGCACGGCAGUGGCGAAGGCGCGCGAGCAGUACGGCUGCGACACCUUGGAGUAUCUGGAGGUGGAGGACCAGGGCGGUGCGGGCUCCGCCGGGUCGCACAUCAAGAUGCGCAACGCGCAGGACGAGCUCAUGGCGCCUGCUGCAGCUGCCGGGUACUACACCGCCCUGACCAUGGCCAUCUUCCAGGACCUCGGCUUCUACCAGGCGGACUUCAGCAAGGCCGAGGUGAUGCCGUGGGGCCAGAACGCCGGCUGCGCCUUCCUCACCAACAAGUGCAUGGAGCAGAACAUCACGCAGUGGCCGGCGAUGUUCUGCAAUGAGAGCGAGGACGCCAUCCGCUGCCCCACCAGUCGUCUCCUCCUCGGAACGUGUGGUAUAAGGGAAUACGAACUGCCGUUGCCGCGAUACUGGCAGUACUUCACCAACGCGUCUCUUGGGGGCUACUCGCCAUUCCUGGACUACUGCCCGUUUGUUAUCGACUACGCUGAUGGCUCGUGCAAUCAGGACGCAUCGUCGGCAGAGGAGUUCUUCACUGCAUUCAACGUCUUCUCUGACGCGGCGCGCUGCAUCGAUGGUGCCUUCAGACCGAAGGCAACUAACGGCAUAGUCAAGUCGUACGCCGGCCUGUGCGCCAACGUGCAGUGUGACACGGCCACACGCACGUACAGCGUGCAGGUGCACGGCAGUAACGACUACACCAACUGCACGCCGGGCCUCAGAGUUGAGCUGAGCACCGUGAGCAAAACCUUCGAGGAAGGCGGCUACAUCACGUGCCCGCCGUACGUGGAGGUGUGCCAGGGCAACGUGCAGGCUGCCAAGGACUUUGAUGGCGACUCCGACAGCUCCAGCAGCUCCAGUGACGCUGCCGACAAGGCGGCGAUUGAGCGGUGGAAUGAGAGGAUGGCCGGCCUGGCUACUGCGGCGACGGUGCUGCUAGGAGUAGUUCUCUCUCUCAUGGCACUCGUCGUGGUGUGGCUACUGCUUGUCAGCUGCCCCAGGUGGUGUUGCAAAGUUGGGGGGCUCCCGACGUGA